Molecule: messenger RNA, 1866 nt
Organism: Seminavis robusta
Lineage: Eukaryota; Bacillariophyta; Bacillariophyceae; Naviculales; Naviculaceae
Source: the annotation of a GenBank genome assembly
AUGGCCGAUCGAAAGCUCCGUUCAAGUCGCAAAUCUUCAAGAGAAGAGGACGACGCAGCUUCCUUUGGCUCUCCAUCCUUUGGCUCUCCUUCUGGAAAGGGUAAAAGGCGAGGUGGGGGUGACGACGGUGACUCUGUCGCAUCAUUUACAAGUGGUGGGAGCACUGGUACUGCCUCAACAAGAAAUCAGCUUCCAUAUUGGACCGAAAAGCAGCUAGCCGAAGACAUUGAAGAGGCUGGUGGGCUGUACAACUUUGACAAAGGCAAAACACAAGGUCUUCGCAAAUUGUGCAACCAGAGAACCUACGUGUUGGAGCAGCCAGAUUGUUACGGAGAGCUGGGAUCAGAUCUACGGAGGCGCAUCUCUCAAAAGGUGACAAAGUGGAAGAGUGCUCAGGAAGCAAAGUACUUGGAGCGCUUGAUAGUUUUGAAAGUACAACCUGCAAAGAAUCGCAAGAAACAGAAAGCUUCAGGACGGUCAAAGAAGGAGACGGAGAAGAAGGAGACGCAAAAGAAGGAGACCAAGAAGGAGACCAAGAAGGAGACCAAGAAGGAGACCAAGAAGGAGACCAAGGAGACAGCACCACCCAAGAAAAAGGACACACCUCCGACUACUAUUUCAACACAGGCGGCCGACGACGUUUCAUUGGAUCUUUCCCAAUUUUCUCAGCUGUCGAUAAACGAGGAGGAAACUCAAAAGAAACCCCGAGCUAGAAGCAGCACCCCCAAGUCAAGCAAUCAAGUGCAACAAGCAGAUAGAAUCAUGGCAACAACAAAUCAAGAUCGCGUUGUAGAGAUCGAUCCCUCCUACCCUGGCGAUCAGGGUGACAGAAUCUUUGUGAUAAAUAUGAUGGAAUUUGAAAAAGAAGAGACCCAAUGGAAAGGAGGCAUUCAAUUGGAGCUGCUCGUUGACUCUCGUGACAUUCAGGAAGAACUCUAUGCACUCCAGUACUUUGAAGGUACCAAUGAAGCGGUGCUCACAAAGCCUAUCCUCCCUGCUGGUUUCCGACACGACCAAGCUGAGUAUGAUGCGCGACAGUCCCAAGAUGUGAUCAGGAAGGGUCACAAAGCUUUUCGAACUGCCUUCGAGAAGCUGAGCCAGGAAGAUCGAAAGCAGAAGUUUGUACUUCGUUUUCCAAAUGAUAAGGGAAUAGGACGUAAAGACGCGCACUCGCAAGAGAUCUAUGGUCUCCACUGUCGCAUGACUUGGAAGUUUGUAGACCUUGCCAAAGCUGUUGAUAUGAGGGGGCAAUCGGGCCGUGGGACAAAAGCCACAGAGGAUGCUUUUGCAGCUCUUGUCAAUGAUUUAGGUUCUGUAACGCUAUCUUCUGGGACGUCGACGGCAACAACUACAACCAUAACAACAGCUGCUGCUUCUUCUAGCAGUUUAGCAGCUGCUGCUGCCGGAUUGGGUACGGGUGGUUAUCCGUUGUUGCCUGUGGCUCCGUCGCAACCACUGCUACCACAUGGAUCUGGAUUGGUGGGCCAAGCGAAAGCCGCAGUGAAAGCAGCGGGCUCUAUCUUUGCCAAGAAGAAUACUACCGAUAACGACACGGAGGAUAUGCGAAAAGCUAAAUUCAAACCGACUGUGGAUGGCAGCGGAAGAAAGAACCAACUUUCGGAUCGACAAAAUCGCGCUCGACAAGCAGCAGUUGCAAAAGCAAGGGCGCCCGCGGAUGCUGAUAUGGAUGAGAUGAUUGAUGGCAUUACGCAAGAAUUCAAAGAGGACGUACAGGCACGCCAUGAUGCUCUUGCGAAUGAUCCAUUGACUGCACCACUCCCUGAUGGUUUCGAAGACGAAGAAGAGCUCUCCAAAUACAAUGAUGAUGAAGAGCUCUUCGAUUACGAUGAUCCAAGGCCAAUGUGA